Alnus glutinosa is the source of this 605-nucleotide messenger RNA. RefSeq lists its product as uncharacterized. Lineage: Eukaryota; Viridiplantae; Streptophyta; Magnoliopsida; Fagales; Betulaceae. The record is from RefSeq and is a predicted model, not a curated record. The transcript has 2 exons. Bases 147 to 455 code for a protein of 102 amino acids.
AUGGACACAGGAAGGCCGAAUUGGUGAAGUCAAUUCAUGAGAGGGUACGGCUUCAAAUUGCGCAGAAGAAUGAAAAGUUUGCUUCCUAAGCCAAUAAAGGGCGAAGGCGUGUUAUCUUUGAACCAGGAGAUUGGGUUUGGGUUCACAUGCGCAAAGAAAGAUUCCCAGCCCAUAGAAGGACUAAAUUGCAUCCUCGAGGUGACGAUUCGAGGUCGAAUCUUUUUGAGGAGGGGGGGAAUGGUGGGCCCCAUGGUAGGCCGAAUCUUAAAGAUCCCUUGCAAGUUCCAAAUGGGCCAAUCACAAGGUCAAGAGCUAAGAAGAUCAAGGAAGCAAUGCAAGGAUUGGUACAAUCCACUUGGGCUGAGUUUGCAAAUUUAUCGAGCAAUACCCCAACAUUCAAUAUGGGCUUCAAAGAAGAUGAACUAGCUUUAAUGCAUGUGAUCCAAGCUACAUAAGGAUAAUAUUAUUGAUAAGGAUAAGAUUAUGGUAGAUAGGUUUAAUAGUUGAGUUGGAAUGAAAUUCCAACUUAUUAGGAUUAUAUUAUCUACUAUAUCCUAGUGGAUUGACAAGGAUCAUAUUAGAGUAAGAGGUGGAGCUGGAAUAUA